This is a messenger RNA of Pimephales promelas (fathead minnow), 3142 nucleotides long. The record is from RefSeq and is a predicted model, not a curated record. Lineage: Eukaryota; Metazoa; Chordata; Actinopteri; Cypriniformes; Leuciscidae.
UGUGUGUGUGUGUUCUGUAGGACUCGUGAUGCUGUGUGUUCUUCUGCUGGUUCUGCACUGGACGCUGGUCUCCUCGAGUUCGUUCACUAGUGCUGCCCUGCAGGAGGAUGGCACCAGGCCGUUCAUUCACCGCUGUCGAUCGCCCAACAUGGUGGACUUCAGCUGCUGGUGGCGCCCCGUCGAGGAGCAGGACAACAUCACCCACACGCUGCAGUACAGGACGGGCGGCGACGCCCCUCGGGACUGUCCCGACUACACCAGCAACGGCUCCAACAGCUGCUUCUUCGACAGCAAACACACGCAGAUCUGGCAGAUAUACUGCAUGACGGUGACGGCGCACACGACCUCGGGCCCGCGGACCUCGCCGAGACACUGUCUGGACGUGGCCGAUAUAGUGCAGGUCGACCCGCCCUUUAACCUUUCCUACAUCAUGCUGAACGAGAGCCACUGCGAGUCCUGCCGCUCCGUCACGCUGUCCUGGAUGUUCCCCAUCGCGGAUCUGGUGCGUGAGGGAUGGAUUACUCUGGUCUACGAGCUGCGCUACAGAAACCUCGCUCAGCCCGACACAUGGAAGGUGAAGGAGCGUUUGCAGGAGCCUCAUGUUGAUUUGUUGGGUCUGCCGGUGGGGAAGUACGAGCUCAUGGUCCGGUGCCGGUCCAGAAACAGCAAACACUGGAGCGUCUGGAGCGAGGCCAUCACCAUCAGCGUCAUCGGCAAAACCCUGUCCGAUCGCUUGUUGGUCUUCAUCCUGCUGACCAGCCUCAGCAUCAUGGUCUUCCUCAUCAUCGGGUUCGGGUUUAUUCCCCAAGGAAAGAGGUCAGUGAGAAUCAAAGCGUUCCUCUUACCGCCGAUCCCCAAACCGCACAUCCGUGGGCUGGAACCGGCGCUGCUGAAGAAUGGGAAGCUGGAGGAGAUCAAUCGUCAUUUCUCCAGUUUUCACGGCUAUAAGUCUCCUCAGUUCUCCAUCGAGACGUGGUAUCAGGUGAGCGUGGACUCGGGUCCGGCCCUGACGCCCAACAGCUGCCCGUCUCACUGCGAGCCAAAGCCCGUCACCGGCCCCGAGGGACCGCCGGCCCUCCAGUCGAGCUCCAGUCCGAACCCGUACUGCCUCAGUGGCCCCGCCUCCUACUGUGAGGUAGCCACGCCCCCUCCCGAACCUGGCCACGCCCUCCCCGAGCUCUUCGCGGUCCCAGGUGACUUCUACACGUGUGUGACUGGCGUGACGGCCAGCGGGCAGCUUCAUCUGGUGCCUCACCUGCCCAACAUGCUGAAACACACACACACACACACACCCUACGUGCAGUUUAAGGAGGACGUGGACAAGAGCUGCCAGCUGGUGGCGCUGUUGGAGAAGCAGAAGGAGGAGCUGCAGGACACCGACCCGAGCGAAGCCGCCAUGCCUUUAAUACCUCAUUCAUCAGACUGAGCAAACCAGCAAACACUCAGGAUCUGCAGCGCACAAUCACACACACACACACACACACUAACCCGACCCCUAACCCUACCCAUCACACACACACACACACACACACACAUGUUCAUUUAGCAGUACUUGUGGGGAAUCCGGAUCGACGGAACGGUUUUUAUACUGGACAAACUAUAUAUUCUGUCCCCUUACACUAACCUUACCCAUCACACACACACACACACACACACACACACACUAACCCGACCCAUCACACAAAACUUUCUGCAUUUAAAAAAAAAAAAAAAAACUUUUUUAAUAUAUAUGUUUAUUAUCAAUUUUCCUUGUAAGGACCAGCAAAAAAUCCUCAGAAAGUAAUGAAUCUCGAGUGUUACUAUCCUUGUGGGGCAGUACAUGGCUAUACCCACACACUCACACACACACACACAUCCAGCAGCUGAACUCAAGGUCUAUCAGUGUAUUUUCACACGAGCCGUUGAAGCCAAACCCGCUGAUGUCCAGUUUCAGGAAACCAUCUGAAGCAAAACACACUCACACACACACAGACUAACACACACACACACUCAGAUAUUAACAAUCAUGUGAAUAUUUUUUCAACGGAGGACAGCCGAGUUCAUUCACUGUGAUUGAUGGGUGAUACCGUCGUCGGCCCUUCGCUAACUCGAAGCGUUUACAAGCCAUGAACACAAAAAUAUGCACAACAAGCACACACUAGAGCGAGUGUGGCGGCGAACGCCAGCGAUCUGGAGAUCAGUGUGUUUCUGAGACUCAUCAGGCUAAACAUGAAUUAAGCUGUUAUAACACGGGUGCGUCGUUUGCUGGAUGAGCGAGUGAUGAUGUCACGGAUGUACGGUGUGAUGAUGUCACGGAUGUACAGUGUGAUGUCACGGAUGUAAGGUGUGAUGUCACAGAUGUACGGUGUGAUGAUGUCACGGAUGUUAGGUGUGAUGAUGUCACGGAUGUAGGGUGUGAUGAUGUCACGGAUGUACAGUGUGAUGAUGUCACGGAUGUAGGGUGUGAUGAUGUCACGGAUGUACAGUGUGAUGUCACAGAUGUACGGUGUGAUGAUGUCAUGGAUGUAGGGUGUGAUGAUGUCACGGAUGUUAGGUGUGAUGAUGUCAUGGAUGUACGGUGUGAUGAUGUCAUGGAUGUGACUUUAUAAAAUAGUGUCAUACAUAAAGAGAGAUUCAUAUUAAUGUUACAGUAAUGUGAAGCUGUGUGUGUGUUUGUACGAUGUGGGUGUGUGUGAGAGCUUCUGUGGUGUGUGUGCACUGGUUGUAUAUGUGUGUGUGCAUUAGAGAGACUGAAGCACUGUGUUAUUUGUUCAACACUGUUUCUCUUUAUUUGCACCUGUGUGUCGGGAAACGUGCUCCUGCUUUUCCUCUCUGAUGAUGAUGAUUUCUCGUUGCCGUGUCGUGUCUGUGCCUUUAAUCGUGCGCUUUCUCCUGUAAAUGUACAUAAACACUCCUGACGCACUGAUCACAUGAACUACAGUUACACAUUAGAAAGGUUCUGAUAUUUUUAAAGAGAGAUUUAUACAGUAUUAAAUGUCACAGAAAUGCAGUAUAUAUUCUAACUAUAACACUUUUUUGUACAUUAGAAUAUUUUUGUGUGCUAUAUUCUGUAAGCUUUUGUUUCUGUCCUCUGUUUUGUCAUCUGUGGAUCACAUCCCCGUGUGAUCGAAUAAAGCCGUGAGCUGACGGACAGUGUGUGUGA